CAGCACUACCCACGCCAGGCCCGAAUCCCACAAGACACCUCCAAACGAACCGCUCACCACAACUGCACGAUCCCCCACGCCCUCCCCUCCAGCCGCCUCAAACUCGCGGUAUCCGCGCAUCGCCAGUUGCAAACCCGUCCCGCACCGUACUCGCGCGCGCACACGCCUACACACAUAGCACACGGCCAGGAUGCAGCCCACCCGGUGCCUUCUCAAGGGCCGUUCGGUCUGGAAAGGCCCUCACAUUGUCCCGCUCCCCAUCGUCCGCCCCGCGCCAGGUGUCAAGGCCAAGCCGAUACGCACGCAGGCCCGCUCGGCCACGAUCUUGCCGAGCUUCGUCGGGCUCAAGUUCCAGGUGCACAACGGCAAGGACUACACCGACGUGUUCAUCACCGAGGACAUGGUCGGUCACAAGCUUGGCGAGUUUUCAAUGACGAGGAGGCCAUUCAUCUGGAAUAAAUAGACGAGGAGAGGAAGUCAUGGACAAGUUUGUGUUUGAUAUUGUACAUUACAAGAAAUGGGGGGAACUGUACAUUUACGAGUCAAUGAAAGACGCCAAGACAUGGAUCAGUCGCAGAUUGUUGUAAAGACGUGGUUUUGCUUUCGUGAGCGCAUGCAGAGGCUCAUACGCAUCAUCCUGGACGUCGUCUGGCACAGAGAGCACGC
Microdochium trichocladiopsis is the source of this 666-nucleotide messenger RNA. RefSeq lists its product as uncharacterized. The annotation marks the transcript as partial. The record is from RefSeq and is a predicted model, not a curated record. Gene Ontology annotation, molecular function: RNA binding; structural constituent of ribosome. Gene Ontology annotation, biological process: ribosomal small subunit assembly; translation. Gene Ontology annotation, cellular component: ribosome; cytosolic small ribosomal subunit. The transcript has 4 exons. NCBI's taxonomy places the organism in Eukaryota, Fungi, Ascomycota, Sordariomycetes, Xylariales, Microdochiaceae.